GCGCGGGCGGCUCCUGAGGAGAAAAGUGGCCCGGCGAGGCGAGCGAGCGGACGCGGCUCUCUAGGCCGGACCGGCAGCCUCGUCCUGCGGGUGGAGAGAUGGCGUUCGUGCUGCUGGCGCGCUGCGGCCGGGGCGCCUGCUCCGUCCCCAGGCGCCUGCGCUGGGAGCCCGAGGCCGGUCAUUUGGAAAACCGUGCUUGUUUUAGCUGUGCAUCCCUGAGGCUAAUAAAUCAUACGACUGUUCAUUUUAAAUAUUGCACUAGUGCCUCUCCUGUUUACGUUUGCUUUGCAAAAGGGGAUUACAAUCGGACUGAAGGAUCAGGACAAAGGCACUUUACAGCUUUGAGAUCGUUUGACCUGUGGUCACCCACUGCUAAUGGAGGUGUUUUGGGGCCAUGCUAUCUUCCAGUACGACAGUGGCAUUCUUCACAACCCCGUUAUGAUGACUCCGUGGUAGAAAAGUCGCUUAAGUCUCUCAAGGAUAAAAAUAAGAAACUGGAAGAAGGGGGCCCAAUUUAUAGCCCAACAGUAGAAGAAAGCAUAGUUAAAAAAUCUAUAGGACAGAGAAUUGUUGAUGAACUGAAGCACUACUAUCAUGGCUUUCGAUUGUUGUGGAUUGAUACAAAAAUUGCUGCAAGGAUGCUCUGGAGAAUUCUUCAUGGCAGCACUUUAUCCCGCCGAGAACGGAGACAGUUCCUUCGGAUAUGUGCUGAUCUCUUUCGGUUGGUCCCUUUCCUAGUCUUUCUUGUGGUUCCUUUCAUGGAAUUCCUGCUUCCCGUAGCUUUAAAGCUGUUCCCCAAUAUGCUCCCUUCAACAUUUGAGACAAAGUCGAAGAAGGAAGAGAGAUUGAAGAAAGAGCUUAGAGUGAAGCUUGAACUGGCUAAAUUCCUUCAAGAUACCAUUGAAGAGAUCGCCUUAAAAAAUAAAGCAGCCAAAGGGAAUGUUACUAAAGACUUUUCCACCUUCUUUCAAAAGAUCCGUGAAACUGGUGAAAGACCAAGCAAUGAAGAAAUUUUACGAUUCUCUAAACUAUUUGAAGAUGAGCUAACCCUUGAUAAUCUCACAAGACCUCAGUUGGUCGCUCUCUGUAAACUGUUAGAACUUCAGUCAAUCGGGACAAAUAAUUUUCUUCGUUUUCAGCUAAUAAUGAGGUUGAGAUCUAUAAAAGCAGAUGAUAAACUGAUCGCCGAGGAAAAUGUGGAUAGCCUGACGGUUAAAGAGCUACAAGCAGCAUGUCGUGCAAGAGGCAUGAGAGCACUUGGCGUAACAGAAGACCGUUUGAGGGAUCAGCUUAAGCAGUGGUUAGACUUGCAUCUGAACCAGGAAAUUCCAACUUCACUGCUUAUUUUAUCCAGAGCUAUGUACCUUCCAGAUACUCUUUCACCAGCUGACCAGCUUAAAACAACCCUGCAAACACUACCUGAAAGUGUGGCCAAGGAAGCUCAAGUUAAAGCGGCAGAAGUGGAAGGAGAAAAAGUGGACAAUAAAGCCAGACUGGAGGCAACCCUCCAGGAGGAAGAAGCUAUUAGGAAAGAAAACCAAGAAAAAGAAUUGGAAAGGCUGUCAGAAGCUGCUGAGAAGGCCAAAGAGACUCUUCAGGUCGCUGAAAGGAAGGAGGUGGAUGCAAUAGAUCUUGAUACUUCAGCUGUCCAUAUAAAGGAGAGCAAGAUAGCUGUGGAUACCGAACAAGAACUGGCAAAGGUGGACUUGACCCUGCAUUCAGAGACUUUGAAAGAUACAGCACCCGUAUUGGAGGGCAUCAAGGGUGAAGAAAUAACCAAAGAAGAGAUUGACUUGUUAAGUGAUGCUUGUAGUAAACUGAAGGAACAAAAGAAAUCGCUAACAAAGGAAAAGGAGGAGCUUGAGGAGCUCAGAGAUGAUGUGCAGGAAUAUAGUGAGGAUUUGCAAGAGAUCAAGGAGUUGUCUAAGGAGGGAGAAGAAGAAAUAGUUGAAGAGUCUAAAGCAAGCAAGAGAUUGACUAAAAGAGUGAACCGAAUGAUUGGACAGAUUGACAAAAUUAUCACGGAGUUGGAGACAGAACAAAAAGUGGUGGACGGACAACUGGACAGUAGUGCUAGCCCUCCCAUUGGGUUGUGUUUCCCAUUUAGGGAGAAUAUCAUCAGUAUCAAUGAGCUUAUCAAUGUGAUGAAACAGAUUCAGAAGAUACCCGAAAGCAAACUAAACAGGCUUGCCCAAGCACUAGAUGAAAAUAAAGAUGGAAAGAUUGACAUAGAUGAUGUUUCCAAGGUGGUAGAACUCAUCGACAAAGAAGAUAUUGAUAUUUCUACUAACCAAGUUGCAGAGAUCAUGUCACUGUUGCAGAAAGAGGAAAAACUAGAAGAAAAAGAGAAAAUUAAAGAAAAGACUGAGAAGGAAGCUCUAGAAGUCAAGAAUUAAUGAAUUAGUCUUCAAUUUGAUUUCAAGGCUGAAGUGGAACAUCUUAUGUUACCUUGUCCAGCACCUCCUAUCUGUGAGAUGAUGAACAUUAUUGAUAUAUAGGUUAAUCAGGAAAUAAUAAGAAGUUGGGUAGGCAGAAUGAAACUUUUCCCUGAUCAAACAUGGGCAAUUUAUCAUUCCAGGAAGAUGAGAGCAGUCUUGGUCUUUAAAUAAUGUAUUCCUCCUUGUGGAAUUUUGUGUACUCUUUGGUAUUCUGUAGUGAUUCAGUACAUUUUAUUGUCCCCAGAUCAUGAUACAAAUUAGGAAUUUCCUUGCAUUGUGCAAGGAAUUUACAUUUUUUGUUAAAUAAUAUUACGUAUACUUGGCAUGCAGUUUGUCUUCUGUACUUGGCAAAGAGGUGAAAUUCUGUGCAGCAAAAUUAGCAGUAUAUAAACCAUCCAAAAAUAUCUUAUUAUUUUUUAAUGAAGCUUCAAAAGGGCUUAUAUAGCAAACACAUUAGUUCUGAAAGUGCUGUCGUUGUGUUGACCUAGCGCACCCUCCAGACAGUUACACUUUUAGAACUUUAGAAAUUUUUAACAUGCUCAGAUGCUUUAAAAAAAACCAGCUUCUCAACACUAAAUAAUGUACAUGCAGAAAAUUAAAUAUAAGGGGGAUUGCAGCAAUAUCCCACUCAGUUCCUUGCUCUGCUUUAAUUUUUCCCAUACUUCUGCUACACUCUCUCUGGUCUCCCUCCCGUUGCAAUUUGUAAUAGGAAAUCCUAUCAGACUUCUGUCAUUUUUAAAAGCCACAGGGCAACCAGCAAUCUCAGCAGCUGCAUUUCUCCAGAUUCCCUACACACCCUCUUCCCUGUGGAUCUGAAGGCUACGUAAGGGACACAUAGGUAGAGAGAGGGGGAGCUUUUAUGCCUUGACUGAAGGCACUCACCCAAGCCACCCCUCACUCACUUCCUUAAAGAUGCCUUUAACCCUAGGAAUUAAAAGACUUCUUGAUGCAGCAAACUCCAUUUUUUUGAAUUAAAACAAGGAGGAAACCAGACUUUUAAAUAUUUAAACGUUUUGAAAAUGCA
Molecule: messenger RNA, 3462 nt
Organism: Podarcis raffonei (Aeolian wall lizard)
Lineage: Eukaryota; Metazoa; Chordata; Lepidosauria; Squamata; Lacertidae
Gene: LETM1
Product: leucine zipper and EF-hand containing transmembrane protein 1
Exons: 14
Coding region: 99-2396 (765 amino acids)
Biological process (GO): intracellular monoatomic cation homeostasis
Cellular component (GO): mitochondrial inner membrane
Molecular function (GO): calcium ion binding; ribosome binding
Source: RefSeq, a predicted model, not a curated record